AUGCCGUCCCACCCCUCCAGCCAAAGCCGGAGCGACUAUGCUUACCCUACUCCGCCGAAUUCUGCUAGAUCUGAAGAGCGCGAUUACCCCACCCAACCAGGUGCAAACGUCCCAGGCGCAGGGGCUGGCUCGCGCCGACAUGUAUGCGCUGAAUGUGGACAAGCGUUCGACAGGCCAAGUAGCCUUCAGACUCACAUGAACACACACACCGGAGAGCAACCUUUCCAAUGCCCAUAUGAAGGAUGCGGGCGUAGAUUCUCCGUCAAGAGUAAUAUGCGCCGCCACCUUAGCGUACACGAACAACCACGCAUGACAGAUGCCGAUGCCGAAGAUGGUCGCUCCCAUCAUACGAACAACAGCUGCGAAUAUGGAGUCUUCUCUGUCGCUCAGCACGCGAGGCGUUAA
Messenger RNA from Rhizoctonia solani, 405 nucleotides. RefSeq names its product C2H2 zinc finger. Gene Ontology annotation, cellular component: transcription regulator complex; PcG protein complex. Gene Ontology annotation, biological process: regulation of transcription by RNA polymerase II. Bases 1 to 405 code for a protein of 134 amino acids. Gene Ontology annotation, molecular function: RNA polymerase II cis-regulatory region sequence-specific DNA binding; DNA-binding transcription factor activity, RNA polymerase II-specific. The record is from RefSeq and is a predicted model, not a curated record. The transcript is spliced from 3 exons. Lineage: Eukaryota; Fungi; Basidiomycota; Agaricomycetes; Cantharellales; Ceratobasidiaceae.